Molecule: messenger RNA, 2835 nt
Organism: Debaryomyces hansenii CBS767
Lineage: Eukaryota; Fungi; Ascomycota; Pichiomycetes; Serinales; Debaryomycetaceae
Product: DEHA2E00220p
Exons: 1
Coding region: 1-2835 (944 amino acids)
Source: RefSeq, a predicted model, not a curated record
AUGAUAUGCAGGUGUUGUGGAAAAGAAAAAAAAACAGCGAGUCAGAAGAAAACAUGCAAAAAAUGUCGCCAAAAGCUGAAACGAAGAAGAAUAUCAAAAGCACAAGCCUUUGAUAUGUCUAACAAUUCUAGUUGGUUUGAUUCUUCAUCUCCACAGUUAGAUGAAAGUAAACCGCGUCCAAUAAUCAGUAAUAAGCCAAAUAAUGACAAAGCCUACUUGAAAAAUGAAGAAUUUGAUAGUCAACGAACUAUAGAUAUUCCAGAUAGUCAGCUUACCGUGGAAAUGUCUUCUCAGAAUGACUAUGGAGAUCCUGUCUACGAUGAAGUAUCUUCUGAACAAAAUACUGGUGAGCAAAGUAAUUAUGAAGUUAGUAUUCAGAUUCAACAAGACGAGGUACUUCGGAUGAAAGGAAUUGACUUGGUGGAAAAAACACAAGAAGGUUUAGAAGAUAUUGAAGAUGAUAAUAACAGUAUGGAUGAGAGCAACUUUGAAAUUGAAUACGAUAAUUUUCAAGAUGAUUACAGUGACCCCAGUUACAUAGAAUCCGAAAGCCAAGAUAGCAUAGAAAAUUCUAUAGACGUAGAGGAAACCCUUCCAGAGCCUUCAAAUAAUGGAGCCAAUUUGCCAACUAUUGGUGAAAUCGAAGAACUACUAGAAGGGAGCGAUAUAAGUAUAGAUAAUUGGGCCAAGGUGGCGGUUAACAAAAAGACGGGAAAUAUUAUUGAUAUUCACACAACAGAAAGAUGGCUAAAAUAUAUUGUUCCAACAGCCAGUAUAUAUUCAAAAGCUUUGGCUAAAGAAAUGGUAUUAAAAGCUGUCCCAGAAAACAAUUACCAAAUUAUUAAGAGUGGGUUCAUACCACGUCCAAUUAAUUUCGCUAAAAUGUAUGAUUUACAAUACUGUCCAGAUUGUACUAGACUCAAGUCGAUCCAAAAUCAUUUUUCUCAUCGUAUUCCUUCUUCUCUGAGAGACAAGUGUACUUAUCGAGGUCCAUUUAAACUUGGUCAAGGGCAUCGCAUAGGUCUCACAUAUAUUAUGUUAUCUAACGUACAUGAAUUCCCAGAAAUCUCUAGCUCCAUAAAAAACAAGCUUACUAAUCCACAGUUGACUAGAGAAUUAACCGAAUACAUUCUGAGUGGAAAUAAAUAUUUAGAAGAUAUUAAUUUUAAGCAAAACAUUUUUGAUAAAUAUCACAAAGAGUUUAAGUUCCUAUUAUUGCAGUUACCUACAGCCUCUGAUAAAAUAAAUGAGUUAAGACAAUCAUUGGUCGACAGGAUGGUUGAAAUUAGUGAAUAUGCUAGACUGAAUCAUGAAGUGGGACAAAGUCUAUUCAAAAAGUUCCGUAAUGUUCGAAAGGAAACAGUUAUUAUGUAUACUAAUAUAGUUUUUAAGAUUCUUUAUACUAUGAUCAAAUUACAAGAUCUUGGUUAUUUGAGGCUAUUCGAUAUUAAUGAUAAGGCUGAAGAUAUUGGCUGCAUUGAAGUCGUCACAAAUUAUUUUGAUAACAAGUUGAUGUUAUAUAAGAUAAAUCCAGUUGGAUACGAGUUUCAGACAUCACCAUUCAUAGUGGCUUUAUGGUUAAAUCAUCUAGAUCCAGUAGAUCAUUGCCUAAGAGACGAAAGUGGAAUUCAACAUUUAUUUGAUGCUACUCAGCUUUUUAUGAAAUUGGAAUUAAUCAAUUAUUGUCGAACAAACCAUAAAAAUAUGGAACUAGAAUACAAAGAAUAUUUCAAGGCGACUGAAGAUUACACAACUAUUUACAAGAUUUUAAGAAUUAUGAAAGGUAGACUUUUUGACUUUAGAACUAUUGUUUCUAAUUAUUACGAUGUUUAUUUCACUAAAAAGUAUACCACCAUGCUUUACAAAGAAAAAGAAAUACAUUUAUCUGAUGUCCCCGAAUUUGUUGUUUUCCUUAUUGAAAGUUUUUGCAAUACGAUAUUACCAAUACUACCAGAUCACUUUAAAAUUAAAGAUUUCAUUGAGCGAGUAUAUGACCCAAACUUCUAUUCAUCUUUAUCCUGCUUUGCACCUCUUCAUUCCUUUAGAGAACGCCUUCCAUUUGUGUUGCUAGAAACAGCAGACGAUUUAAGAAGAGUACUUUGUUUUAAUUUCUUCAAACUAAACAAGCUCAUUAUAUUAAUUAUGUACUUUACAGGAGGACUUCCAUUUCGUAUGACCGAAGUAUUAGGAUUACAAUUCAACGAUAAAAAAAGAAACAUAUUUUUUCGUGGCGGGAAAAUGGUAUGUACAUAUACGUACAACAAGACUGAUAACAUAUCAAAUAAGACAAAACUCAUAUCAAGAGGAUAUCCUAUUAUUGUAUCAAAAAUAGUAUUCUUUUACAUUAACUAUGUCAGGUAUUACGAACUCAGGCUAAUGGAACAAUUAAAGCAGUUGGAUAAUAAUAAAAGCAGAUGGGAAACACUACAAGAAAGAUGUACAAGGUAUUUGUUUGUCGAUAUUAGUGGAAUUGUUCAACUGGAAGACAUGUAUGCAUUAUUCAUGCAAAUGAGUACGAAGUUCAUCAAAACAAGAUUAGGAAUACGAGAUUGGAGACAGAUUAUGGUCCAAUUUGUUAAAAAGAAUGUCUCUUCUACUAGUAUGUUAAGCUCCUCAUUCAUCCAUAAGUUUUUAGAGAUGCAAGCAGGCCAUGGAUCAACAGUAGCCUUAAAUAGUUACGAAAAAACUACCACCAGAGAUUAUGAAAAUGGUAUAGUUGAAGCACAACAGUUGAUGUCGGAACGUUGGCACGAAAUCAUCAACCUUCCCUUAUCACUUAAUGAAUUAGAAAACUUCAAACCCAAUAUCCAACUUUCCAGCAAAGAAAUAAACUGA